Molecule: messenger RNA, 351 nt
Organism: Aureococcus anophagefferens
Lineage: Eukaryota; Pelagophyceae; Pelagomonadales; Pelagomonadaceae
Exons: 1
Biological process (GO): centriole elongation; cilium assembly
Cellular component (GO): centrosome; centriole; nucleus
Molecular function (GO): tubulin binding
Source: RefSeq, a predicted model, not a curated record
GAGGGCAUCCGCGAGCGCACGUUCCCCGACGGGAAGAAGGAGGUCGAGUACAAGAACGGCACGCGCAAGGCCGUGUCGCCCGACGGCGCCGUCGAGGUUCGCUUCGCGAACGGCGACGUCAAGAGCGCGGACGCGGCGACGGGCCGCGUCGUCUACUACUACGCGUCGGCCCAGACGACGCACACGUCGGACCCGAAGCGCAACAUCGAGAUCUUCGAGUUCCCCAACGGCCAGGUCGAGAAGCACAACCAGGACGGCUCCAAGGACAUCACGUUCCCCGACGGCACGAAGAAGUUCGUCCACGCCAACGGCUCCUCCCGGACGCGCUUCCCGGAUGGAGUCGUGGUCGAG